AUGUCAAAUCUAACCCAAUGUCAGGCAUCCCAAUCGCCGGCAUGUCUUGUUUUAGCUGGACGCUCCCCUUCAAAGAUGGAGGAAUGUAUCAUCGCUAUCAAGAAGGACUUUCCAAACACCAACUUUCGUACCCUCCAYAUGGAUCUUUCCAGCCAGAAGUCUGUCCGCGCAGCUGCCGCAGAGUUUCUCUCCUGGUCCACCGUUCCCAAACUCGACAUCUUGGUCAACAGUGCCGGAGUGAUGGGCAUUCCCGAACACACGCUUACUCCUGAGGGAAUCGAAAUGCACUUGGGCUGCAACCACAUUGGCCACUAUCUUUUCACCAAUCUUAUUGCUCCCAAGCUCAUCAAAGCAGCUGAAAGUAGUCCCAAAGGCCAUGUGCGAGUAGUCAACGUCAGCUCUGGCUCGCCGGCCAUCGCUGGCUUCCGCUGGUCUGAUUACAACUUCGAAAAAGUCAACAAUACUCUUCCAGAAGCUGAGCAGCCAAACUAUACAUGGUUAGAAGGCUGGGGAUACAAGGACGUGCAGUCCAAGAGCUAUGUCCCGAUCGAUGCGUACAAUCGCAGCAAGGUCGCUAAUUUGCUAUUUGCGGUUGGAGCUAACAAGCGUUGGUUCGAGCAACAUGGUAUCUUGACAUUGGCACUCCAUCCAGGUGUUAUUGAGACCGAACUCAAGAGAGACUUCGCCAAAGAGACCAAGGAGGCUGUCGCCGAGUUGGGGAAGAAGGGUCUCUACAAAUUGAAGACUCUGGGUGCUGGUGCAGCGACUAGUCUUGUUGCAGCCCUGGAUCCAGCCUUGGCAAAAGGAGUGGGACAGGAGAGGGAUGGCAAGGAGAACUACGGGUCGUAUUUGAUGGACUGCCAGAUCAGUGAAAAGGCGGACCCUCGAGCGAUUUCCAGUGCAGAAGCUGAGAAGCUGUGGGCACUUUCAGAGGAGUUGGUGGGAGAGAAGUUCGCCUAG
Molecule: messenger RNA, 960 nt
Organism: Ramularia collo-cygni
Lineage: Eukaryota; Fungi; Ascomycota; Dothideomycetes; Mycosphaerellales; Mycosphaerellaceae
Product: related to double substrate-specificity short chain dehydrogenase/reductase 2
Exons: 1
Coding region: 1-960 (319 amino acids)
Source: RefSeq, a predicted model, not a curated record